GCUUGCAGCGGUUAGUGGGCGGGCGUGCGCGAGGGACGGCGAGCGGUUUGAACCGAAAAGCUUCUUCUUUUUUUUUUUACCGACGGGGAAACAUUGAAUUCGGACAAAAAAUAUUGUUGUGUGGAAUUUAAAAACUCUCGUGAUUUCAUAAUCCACGAACACGGUGGGGUUUUUUUUAUGACAAAAGCGGCUUAGUGCGUUGUCGCUACGUAAAAGCCGGUCUCGCGCAAAGUGAUUCGCUUCCUUCUCUUUUCCCGGGAGCUAACGGCUAGCUAGCUGCCGAGCUAACACCCCCCCCCCCCCUCCCUCUCUCCACGCCCCCCCCUCCCCCAUCUCCUCCCCCAACACAAAGGACGACUUCUGCCGGUGUUUUUGUCCUAUCGAUCCCUGAUCGCUCCGUUGAAUGAGGCCUGAGCUUCACGUGCAGGUUGAUCAUGGUGCUCACAGGGAAGCGCUCGGAGAAAGGUCCUGCCUGCUGGAAGAGGAGGGUGAAGUCUGAGUACAUGAGGCUUCGGCAGCUCAAGCGCUUCAGACGGGCCGACGAAGUCAAGAGCAUGUUCAACACCAACCGUCAGAAGAUCUUGGAUCGAACUGACAUUUUGAACCAGGAGUGGAAGACCAGGCGAAUCCAGCCUGUUCACAUCAUGACGUCUGUCGGCUCCUUAAGAGGCACCCGAGAGUGCACGGCGGACAGCGGGUUCUCCGAGUUCUCCAAGCAGGUCAUCCCCCUGAAGACUCUCAACGCCGUGGCCUCGGUCCCGGUCAUGUACUCCUGGUCGCCGCUGCAGCAGAACUUCAUGGUGGAGGACGAGACGGUGCUCCAUAACAUCCCCUACAUGGGAGACGAGAUCCUGGACCAAGAUGGUACUUUCAUAGAAGAGCUCAUCAAGAACUAUGACGGCAAAGUCCACGGAGACAGAGAGUGCGGCUUCAUCAACGACGAGAUAUUCGUGGAGUUGGUGAGCUCUCUGUCACAGUACAGCGACAACGAGGAGGAGGACGAGGAGGAGGAAGAGCAGCAGGACUUCAAGGUGGAGAAGAUGGAGGUGUGUGACGGCAAGGAGCAUCCGGAGGAACCCCGCAAGGAGGUGCUUGUUAUCAAUGAGAGCCGAACCAGCACUGACGGCACCAAGAAGUUUCCCUCUGACAAGAUCUUUGAAGCCAUCUCCUCCAUGUUCCCUGACAAGGGAUCCACCGAGGAGCUCAAAGAGAAGUACAAGGAGUUGACGGAGCAGCAGCUGCCCGGCGCGCUGCCCCCCGAGUGCACACCGAACAUCGACGGUCCGAACGCUCGCUCCGUGCAGCGCGAACAGAGUCUGCACUCCUUCCACACGCUGUUCUGCAGACGCUGCUUCAAAUACGACUGCUUCCUCCACCCUUUCCAUGCAACUCCAAACACGUACAAGCGUAAGAACUUAGAGAACCUGGUGGACAGUAAACCCUGCGGCAUCGAGUGCUACAUGUACCUGGUUCAGGACAUCGGGAUGGUCAGCGAGUACCCGGCGGGCGAAGUGGCGGAGCAAGCCAAGACGCCCUCGAAGCGCACGGUGGGACGCCGCCGUGGACGGCUGCCCAACAGCAGCAGCAGCCGACCCGGCACGCCGUCCGUCUCCUCGGAAACCAAAGACACGGACAGCGACCGCGAAGGCAGCAAAGAGGACGAGAGAGACGACGACAAAGAGGACGAGAGAGACGACGACAAAGAGGACGAGAGAGACGACGACAAAGAGGACGAGAGAGACGAAGACAAAGAGGACGAGAGAGACAACAACAAAGACAACGGGCGAGACAACAACAAAGACAACGGGCGAGACAACGAUGAGGACAAGAAGGACGAUAACACCAGCAGCUCCGAGGGCAACUCGCGGUGUCAGACCCCCGUGAAGAUGAAGCUGAUCGGUGAGGCCGAAGCGGUGGAGUGGAGCGGGGCCGAGGCCUCGCUCUUCAGGGUCCUCAUCGGGACGUACUACGACAACUUCUGCGCCAUCGCGCGGCUCAUCGGCACCAAGACCUGCAGACAGGUUUACGAGUUCAGGGUCAAGGAGUCGAGCAUCAUCGCUCGGGCUCCCGCCGAAGACGAGGACACGCCACCGCGAAAGAAGAAGAGGAAACACCGGCUGUGGGCCACUCACUGCAGGAAGAUCCAGCUGAAGAAAGACGGCUCGUCCAAUCACGUGUACAAUUACCAGCCGUGUGACCACCCGCGGCAGCCCUGCGACGCCUCGUGUCCCUGCGUCACCGCGCAAAACUUCUGCGAGAAGUUCUGCCAGUGCAGCUCCGAGUGUCAGAACCGUUUCCCGGGUUGUCGGUGCAAAGCUCAGUGCAACACCAAGCAGUGUCCGUGCUACCUGGCGGUGAGGGAGUGUGACCCCGACCUCUGCCUGACCUGCGGCGCCGGGGACAACUGGGACAGCAAGAACGUGUCCUGCAAGAACUGCUCCAUCCAGAGAGGCGCCAAGAAGCAUCUCCUGCUCGCCCCGUCAGACGUGGCCGGUUGGGGGAUCUUCAUCAAAGAGCCGGUCCAGAAAAACGAGUUCAUCUCCGAGUACUGUGGCGAGAUUAUCUCGCAGGAUGAAGCCGACCGCAGAGGGAAGGUCUACGACAAAUACAUGUGCAGCUUCCUGUUCAACCUCAACAACGACUUUGUUGUCGACGCCACGAGGAAAGGCAACAAGAUCCGCUUCGCCAACCACUCGGUGAACCCCAACUGCUACGCGAAAGUGAUGAUGGUGAACGGGGAUCACCGGAUCGGGAUCUUUGCCAAGAGAGCCAUCCAGACGGGGGAGGAGCUCUUCUUCGACUACAGGUACAGCCAGGCGGACGCUCUGAAGUACGUGGGAAUCGAACGCGAGCUGGAGAUCGCCUGACUCGACUUCUCCCUCCUGUGGAUCGACGACCAAGGCCUCACGCGCACGCACACACACACACACACACACACACACACACUCCUUCACUUCAGGAAAGACAGACGACUUGUCAAAAUGCGAGAGCUUCAGGAAAACUGGGAAUAUUUGAAGCAGAGUUUUGAUGCUGUUCGUUUUUUCUUUUUGACAAAGACUUUUCAUAUCGGUUUCCUUUUUUCUUUUUCUUUCUUCUCGUGAUUUUUCUUCUGUCCACGAAUCUUCCUCUUCUGUAAAGUUCAAGCUUCGGCGCGAGAAGACGAUUCAAUUCACGCUUCAGGGACCAAAAUCCUCCCGUCGUGUUUUUAUACCGCGUGAACUGAAACCAGCCAAUCGAUUGGCUCCUCAGGAGCGCCCGUCUGUCUGCGCAGCGCCCGUCUGUCUGCGGAGCGCCCGUCUGUCUGCGGAGCGCCCGUCUGUCACAAAGCGGCGCCGCACGUUUUUACCUGAACGUUGAUCAGCAGCGAUCACGAUGAUUGAUUAUCGUCAGUUGCUGUUUUUCCCGGUCGUUCGUGAACUAAACAUUCUUGUGCUUUGGACUAAAAUAUUAAUGGAGGGAAAAAUCUGCAGAUUAAUUAAUAAGGAACAGAAUUAGUUGCCCAGCUAACAGAGAAUGUGUUACUAAAACAUAUUUUGGGACGUUUCGUACAUGCAAAGAAAUAACUCUAUCAUUAAUCAGUUAAAUGUUUAACCCAAAGUCAGAAAAUUGAAGGAAAUGUGUUUUUUUCCCAAACAAUUUAAGUUUAGUGAUUUUAAAAAUAAAAAAAAUGAAUCAAUUAUCAGUAUUUCUUUAUAUUUCCCAAAUAAAAUAUGUUCUUUCAAAGUUGCAUCAGAAAACGAAUUUCAGUCUCUGAAACCUUUAAAGAAAAGACAGAGUAUUCGUUCUCCUGCUGCUUUCUUUAAUUGAUAAAAAUAUAUGUAUAUAUUUAGAUAUCUCUUAAUAUCUAAAACAUCUUAUUACAUUAUGUAAUAGUCAUGAAAAAAGGAAUUUAGAACACCUUAAAAUGUCUUUUGUCCAAACUUCAACGAUGUUCAGGUCAAUCAGAAAAAAUGUUAAACAGCGAAUUAGUUUUUCUUUCUACAUUAUUCGAUUAUAAAAUAAGUUUCGGGGGGGAAGUUCUAGUCUUUUAUUUUGUUGAACUCACGAUGCCUUCAGGGCCCACUGGGUAUAAUCAGGCCUGACGUGUCUCGUCCUUUUCUUCCUCAAAGCACCAGCAAACAUGUUUUAUUACCGGCUUAUAAACAGGCGCCGCUUUGUGACGCCUUCAGGUGCUAAUGUGAAAACACGAAACCAGCACGACUUCACACGCACCGCUCUCCUUUUUAACCAAAACCACAAUUAUUUUUGGUAUGAGCCCCAGAGGAACUUUCCUCCUGUAAAAUAUCAGAUUAUUUCACUGAAUUUACAAUCUUCUGUGCAAGUAGAGCGCAGUGAGACGGGCGUCUCUCUCUCUCUGCCUGUCUGUCUGCUGUGCCUUGAAUCAACAGGACUCGCCUCGUCUGUCUCACUUUUAAAACCUUCUUCUGCAUGAUGAGGUUUAUUUUUUACGUCCAAUCGGUGUGAAUUUGAUCCGAGUCGUGUUUCCUCUUUUAACUCUGGUGCUCAGAAGACUUGAAGCAACACCAGCCUCCUCUUCCUCCUCCUCUUCUCUAAUUACUAGUUAACGGCUCUGAAACCUGGUGCUUCUCUCUCGUGGGUUCCUGAACACGUCAUCAGCCGUUUUGAGUGACAGUUAUGUGCAUGAAAACAUUCUGACCAAUCUGGUAUGUGUGGGAACAUUUAAAAAAUAAAUAAAUGUUGAUCACAAACCUUUUACUGCCGAUUCAAACAAGCCUUCAUUUAUUCUGUGUUGGUGCAUUUAACCCCCUGCACACGCACACGCACACACACAGCUUUCAUUGUCAGUGAAUCUGAUUUAGGGGGCGGGACAAAAGAAAACUAAAAGCCAAUCAGGAACAAACCCCCUGAAGUAUUUACAUGUUUCUGAAAGUGUUUGAACUUCAAUUAAAGUGGAACAAAACAAAGGUUUAAAUGUAAAGUGACGCAUUUGAUUCUUAACUCGCUGGUUUGAACUGCAGGUUGUUCUAGAACAUGGACCACUUUGUUUCUCUGACAGGUGCUGAUUUUUGUAAUGUUUACAGGGAUUGUUGUUCAAAGUGAUGCACAUUAAAAUAUUAUAAAAUCC
Molecule: messenger RNA, 5086 nt
Organism: Cyclopterus lumpus (lumpfish)
Lineage: Eukaryota; Metazoa; Chordata; Actinopteri; Perciformes; Cyclopteridae
Gene: ezh2
Product: enhancer of zeste 2 polycomb repressive complex 2 subunit
Exons: 19
Coding region: 435-2867 (810 amino acids)
Biological process (GO): chromatin remodeling
Molecular function (GO): histone H3K27 methyltransferase activity; protein binding
Source: RefSeq, a predicted model, not a curated record